Molecule: messenger RNA, 951 nt
Organism: Brassica oleracea var. oleracea
Lineage: Eukaryota; Viridiplantae; Streptophyta; Magnoliopsida; Brassicales; Brassicaceae
Exons: 1
Coding region: 1-951 (316 amino acids)
Cellular component (GO): nucleus
Source: RefSeq, a predicted model, not a curated record
AUGAAGGAUUUGAUUGAUGCUGCCAUCAAGAGCACUUACGAUACUCGGAGCCCCGGUGGAGUCGAACGUUGCACCGAUCUAUUGAUUCGGUUGAAGUCUCUGUCUCUCUCCGUCAAAGAUAUUCUUUACUUCUCCAAGUCGAUAUUCAAACUCGAGACUUUGAGAAGGCAUCGAAACCCUAGAAUCCGGGAAGUGUCUCAAUCUUUGCUUACUUCCUUGUUGAAGACACUCUACUCGCAAGGGACAGACAAAUCCCCCAGUCUUAACAAAGCUCGUCUGAAGAGGAAAGAGGCAAAGGCGGGGUCUUUGACGAAUAAAAGGGCAAAGACCAAUCUUUUGGUUUCGGACAAGAAACAAGAUCACAAAACUCUCGCUCGGGAACCUGUGGUAAGGAGGGCUGAGACAAAGAAGACCGAUGCUUGCAUGUCUGUUACGACCAAGCCUGUUACUACCACGGCUCUUCCUCAGCAAUCGAGACGGGACAUCAAAGAUGGUAAGGUUACAACCAAAACCUUGAUUCCUCCUCCGAGGAGAGUCCCUGCUUGCAAGAACGUUCCAGCGAAGGCUUCUAGAAACCCUAAAACAGAGGAGAUGGUUGAGCUGUUUGAAGCAGCAAAAAAAGCGGCUGACGUGGCCAAUGCUAAGGGUAUUCUCUCUGGCAAAUCAGACGCGUUGAGGUGUGUUGAGGCUAUCUCGUUACUCAUGAAGAUGAACGUCACUCCUAAACCUAAUGAGCCAAGGAAGAUGAUUGAGAGGCUGGAGAGACUUGCCAAGCACAAGGACCGUACGAUUUGCAGUGCUGCAACAACCCUUCUCCAGAUUUGGAGGCAGAGGAUCAGAGAACAAGAACGUAAAGAGUCUUCUGCCAUCAAGAACCCUCGUAGAGUUCAACGAACAUGCGGUCAGGGCUUUACAAGAGAAUCUACAAAGGCGAUGAAGUUAAUGAUGUGA